Pistacia vera is the source of this 3530-nucleotide messenger RNA. RefSeq lists its product as uncharacterized. The coding region runs from base 329 to 3283 and encodes 984 amino acids. The record is from RefSeq and is a predicted model, not a curated record. Gene Ontology annotation, biological process: regulatory ncRNA-mediated gene silencing. The transcript is spliced from 3 exons. Lineage: Eukaryota; Viridiplantae; Streptophyta; Magnoliopsida; Sapindales; Anacardiaceae.
AAUGAUCUUUUUUCACUUUCUUACUUUCAAAACUCAAAACCCUAUCAGGGUUAGGGUUUUGAUUUGAUUAGAUCUGUGUUUGCAAUUGUUACUUUUUAGCGUUGUAAAGUUAAAGAUUACUUGGCAAUUUUGUCGAAAACUUCACUGAAUAGUUGGUAUUUUUUAGGGUUUCGAUUAUUGAGCUUAUCGAAACUGAAUCUAGUGAUAAACUGUGUGUUUAUAGACUUAAUUCGGUCAAAAUCCUUGAGGGUUUUGUAAUUUAUAGAGAAUUGAUCAGUGAUUAAGUCGUAGUGGUAGUUUUUGUUCCGUUGAUAAGUGAUUUAGGAAGAUGCAAUCUAGAAGGCAUGAAGAUCAUAUGACGAUGUCAACAUCAUCGAAACUACGUAAUCAACAUGGAAAAAGUGGCAUGGGUCAUGACCCAUAUCUGGUUUCGCGUCACGAUGCACCCGAUAGGUCUCGGAGGAGUGUGAGUCCGCAUAAGGUAGAUGGUUCUAGGAGGAUUUCAGAUGGGCAAAGGACAAGUGGAUCGAUUGAGAGGAGGGAUUACGGUUGGAAUAUAGGUGGAGGAAGGACCGAAAAGGUCCGUUCAAAGUCACCGCCUCAGUACAGGAUAUUGCAUAAAAGGCCUCAGUUUGACGAUGAUGGUAUGCCUAGGAAAUAUGGUUAUCAUGAAGAUUUGGAUUUUGAUCAUGGUACAAACUCUAGGUUGAAGCCUGUUUAUGGGUAUGAUCAUGGUAGUUCAAGAGUUAGUAAAGAGAAGGAUUAUAACGAAAACAGGAUUGUGGAAAUUGAUGGUCAUGGAAUGUUAAGUGAGAAAUCAGUGCUACCGGAAGAGGGCGAGAUAAGGGGAUCAUAUCAGUUGCCUCCAGAUAAAGGUCAUGCAAAAAAUUAUGGUGAGCAUGGUGGAAGUAUACCACUGUCAUCUCGGAGCAUGAAUAUUGGUCGGUUUGAGCAUGAAAAGCUUCAGUAUAGAGAGCCAAUACCAGAUGCCUACAAAGCAGAAGAGAAACCCUUGUAUCUUUCAAGGGAUAAGUUCGCAGGAACUGAAUCCUACAUUGGAAAGGAGAAACCUAUGUAUCACUCCAGAGAUGUUGUGUACACUACUGUGCCAUCAGGGAAUUCUAAAGAUUUCUUGAGCAACUCCCAAUACAAAGUGGGCUCCUCUUCAGGAACAGCAAUGAGUGAGUUUCCAGUUUCUUACCAGGAUGAUGUGACCUUGCCUACUUCGGAUGGAUAUCCAAGAAGUAGUAUAAAACUAACAGAAUCUACUGGUUUUAAUGCGUAUAGGCAAAGGCCACUUGUGGAUACUUUGAGAAACACUGAAGCUGAAGUAAGAAACUUGACGUAUUACCAGCAUGGGGCAUAUAGCCCCUCCAGGACUGAGCGUGAGGAUUAUAAGUAUCCUAAAACCAGAUUGUUAGCAAAUGAUGAUCGAGGAUAUCUGUCUGAUGAUUUACGCAGAAUGAUAUCUCCACACACUCGACUAGAGUAUGAUAAUGCACUUAAGGAUUACGAUCAUAGAGAUUUGCCAAGAGCAAGUAAUAUGCUCCCAGUUGUAGACAGGAUCGAUAACCCAGAGCUUUCUUUGAGAAGGAGCAGUGCAUUAGACCAUCCUACUUUACAAAAGCAGACAGUUUCAGACUACAUUGAUAUGAGCCGAAAAUCAUAUCCAUUAAAGCAAAGUGAGGAGUAUUUGAAUCCUGGAUCUACUCAUGCGGAGUUUGAGAAGACACUGCCCCACAACUAUGGAAUAUCACAUUUGGGUGUACCACAGGAUCGUCAAAUCUCAUAUAUAAGAUCAGAUUACGCUUUUGGGAGAGAUCCAGGUCCAGAGAUUCAGAAAGAAAGAUUGCAAAGUUCUUCUGACCUACUAUAUGAUUCAGAAAGGCACAAACUUGCUGUAAGAACGCGGAGAAUUAAGGAAGGGGAGCUUGGCAUACAUGAGCCAUCUGAAAAUGUUUUUAAAAGGAAACAUAGCUUGGAGGAUGACAUAUAUAGGCAUAAUGAUAGAAUUAUUAUGUCAAGCAAAAGGAACAUACCUGAAGAGUUUGAGGAUCUAUAUGGGAGUGAUGAGGAGUAUUUUGAAGAAGAUAUGAGUGGUGUACACUUUCCAAAGACUCGGAGAUUUAACGACAAUGAAUACAGAAAGACUGGAAGGUCAUAUGAUGGUCGAGAACAUCCUGGAAAUUAUGCAUCUGAUGAUUGGUUCUCUUCCCGAGAUUCUUUGGCAAAUUCAAAAAGGUAUUCAGCCAGAUUUUAUAAGCCUAAUAGCAGAUAUGUAAAGGAUCAUACAAGACCUGUUUCUUUAGGAUGGCAUAACUCAUACCAUAGUGAUAGAAGAAGUGGCCUUUAUAAACAGCACAAACUUUGGAAAAAAAAUAAGGAUUAUGAUGAGGAUGUGCAUGAUAAUGAUGGGGACAAAUCAGAGGAUUGGUUGAAUCUUGCGGAGUCGGAGCCGUCAGAAGAUUCUGAGGAAUUCAAACAAUUGGCACAUAAAGCCUUCUUAGAGUACUCUAAAAGGUUGAAUGUGAAUUCAUCUGUUCGAAGAAGAUACCAGGAGCAAGGAAAAGCUGGUAGUUUAUUCUGCAUUGCAUGCGGCAGAAGCAUGUCAAAGGAGUUUGCAAACACUCAACGCUUGGUAACACAUACCUUUAUGUCUCACAAGGUUGGGUUGAGAGCACAGCACCUGGGUCUUCACAAAGCGAUAUGUAUUUUGUUAGGGUGGAGUAGUGAUGUGCCCCAAGAAACAAUAACAUGGGUUCCAGAGGUCUUGUCUGAUGAAGAAGCUAUGGCUGCCAAGGAGGAUUUGAUCCUCUGGCCUCCAGUUGUUAUCAUCCGCAACAUCUCUAUGUCAAACAACAAUCCAAAAGAACAGAAAGUCAUACCUAUCGAAGGGGUUGAGGCCUUUAUAAGAGGUAAAGGUAUUGUUGGGGGAAAAAUUACCGUGUGCCUGGGGAGGCCUGCUGACCAAAGUAUUAUGGUGGUGAAGUUCUUGGGAACAUUUUCUGGACUGGCAAAUGCAGAGAAGCUUCAUAAGUAUUUUGCCGAGAAUAAGCAGGGGAGAAAAGAUUUCAACCGAUUAAUCAACAAUGGCAAAGGCAUCAACAUUGCUGAAACCAGAAUGCCAGGAGACAAAGUGGAGGAACACCUGCUGUACGGAUACAUGGGCAUUUCAGAGGAUUUGGAUACCGUGGAUUAUAAUACCAAGAAAUAUUGUGUUAUAAAGAGCAAGGCGGAGAUUAUGGACUUGGCGAACGCCCCUGUCAAACCCAACGAUAGUUAAGCCAAUUGGAAAGAUUUACUUGAGGGUGGAGCUGGAAUUAUAUGUUCCUAGUCAAGAGAUUCCUUCCUCUGUAUGCUCUUUCCUUUGUAUUGUUAUUGCUCUACCUUAAGUAACGUAUACAGAAGUGAAACUGAAAACUUCUUAUUAUCAUCCGCUACUAAUUUCUUAAGUAUUUUGCUACAUGUAUUAGGGUGACCUUUGGGGAUUCCCUUGAAUGAAUUCGAUUAUUCUACCUCUUUAAUUCUCA